This is a messenger RNA of Cucurbitaria berberidis CBS 394.84, 573 nucleotides long. RefSeq names its product glycoside hydrolase family 24 protein. Gene Ontology annotation, molecular function: lysozyme activity. Gene Ontology annotation, biological process: cell wall macromolecule catabolic process; peptidoglycan catabolic process. The transcript is spliced from 2 exons. Lineage: Eukaryota; Fungi; Ascomycota; Dothideomycetes; Pleosporales; Cucurbitariaceae. The record is from RefSeq and is a predicted model, not a curated record. Bases 1 to 573 code for a protein of 190 amino acids.
AUGUAUACUUCCAUACUUAUUUCAAUCCUUGCCACCCUCUCAACUACGGUAGCCGGCCCUGUCCAAAUGCGGCAGUGCAACGCCCCGAAUGUUAAUCCAGCAACUCUCGCUCUCAUCAAAGAAUUUGAGCACCCUGUCCCAUCUCCGAAACCUGAUCCCAUCGGCUACCCCACCGUCGGUUACGGCCAUAAGUGUACAUCUUCAGGAUGCUCAGAAGUGCCUUAUCCAUUCCCGCUUACAGAGACCACCAUGAAUCAAUUGCUUGCGAGUGAUUUGAAGAAUCCUCAAGGGACCAUUACUCUGCGUACAAGCUCUGACGUCGUGUUGAAUGAAUAUCAGUAUGGUGCCCUCGUCUCUUGGGCCUUCAAUGUUGGCGGCGGGAACGUACAGUCCUCUACUCUUCUCAAGCGACUCAACGCUGGUGAAGAUCCAGACACUGUAAUUGCUGAAGAGCUACCGAAAUGGACCAAGGGCAAGGGGAAAACGUUGCCGGGGCUAGUGAGGCGGAGAGCGGCCGAAAUUAGUUUGGCGCAGAGGGCAACGACCGUUGGAGCUUUGCCAGCGUGUGGGUGA